Molecule: messenger RNA, 1542 nt
Organism: Zalophus californianus (California sea lion)
Lineage: Eukaryota; Metazoa; Chordata; Mammalia; Carnivora; Otariidae
Gene: UROD
Product: uroporphyrinogen decarboxylase
Exons: 10
Coding region: 294-1460 (388 amino acids)
Biological process (GO): heme biosynthetic process
Cellular component (GO): cytosol
Molecular function (GO): uroporphyrinogen decarboxylase activity
Source: RefSeq, a predicted model, not a curated record
UUUUUAAAGAUUUAUUCUAAAGAGAAAGGGGUGCCUGCACACACAUGAGUGGGGGUACCGGCAGAGGGAGAGAAUCCCAAGCGGACUCCCAGAGGAGUGUGGAGUCCCACUGGAGACUCAGUCUCAGGACCCAAGAGAUCAUGACCUGAGCCAAAAUCGCAAGUCCCACACUUAACCGAUUGAGCCACCCAGGUGCCCCAGUAUUAUAAAUAUUAAAUUAUUUCAUUUCCCUGUACAGUUAGGUUCUUUAAUCCACUCUGUGCCUGGUCGCUAGGCAUAAGAUUCUUAGAAUCAUGGAGCAGGGGAGUAAAAUGAGCCUCGGCCGAAACUUCCGGAUUUCCAGGCUAUCAGAGGAGAGGAAAUUCCUGAUGCCACGAUCCCAGGGUUUUCCAGAGCUGAAGAAUGACACGUUCCUGCGAGCAGCCUGGGGAGAAGACACAGACUACACUCCCGUUUGGUGCAUGCGGCAGGCAGGCCGCUACUUACCAGAGUUUAGGGAAACUCGGGCUGCUCAGGACUUUUUCAGCACCUGUCGCUCCCCGGAGGCCUGCUGUGAAUUGACUUUGCAGCCACUGCGUCGCUUCCCUCUGGAUGCUGCCAUCAUCUUCUCUGACAUCCUUGUUGUACCCCAGGCACUGGGUAUGGAGGUGACUAUGGUGCCUGGCAAAGGGCCUAGCUUCCCAGAGCCAUUAAGAGAAGAGCGGGACUUAGAACGUCUCCGGGAUCCAGCAUCAGUGACCUCCGAGCUGGGCUAUGUGUUCCAGGCCAUCACCCUCACCCGACAACGGCUGGCUGGGCGUGUGCCGCUGAUUGGCUUUGCUGGUGCCCCGUGGACUCUGAUGACAUACAUGAUUGAGGGUGGCAGCUCAAGCACCAUGGCUCAGGCCAAGCGUUGGCUUUACCAGAAACCACAGGCUAGUCACCAGCUGCUUCGCAUCCUCACUGAUGCUUUGGUCCCAUAUCUGGUGGGACAAGUGGCCGCUGGUGCCCAGGCAUUGCAGCUCUUUGAGUCCCAUGCAGGGCAUCUUGGCCCACAGCUCUUCAGUCAGUUUGCGCUGCCCUACAUCCGUGAUGUGUCCAAGCGGGUGAAGGCCAGGCUGCAGCAGGCAGGCCUGGCACCAGUGCCCAUGAUCAUCUUUGCUAAAGAUGGACAUUUUGCCCUGGAAGAGCUGGCCCAAGCUGGCUACGAGGUGGUUGGGCUCGACUGGACAGUGGCCCCAGAGAAAGCCCGGGAACGUGUGGGGAAGACGGUGACCCUGCAGGGCAACCUGGACCCCUGUGCCCUGUAUGCAUCUGAGGAGGAGAUCGGACAGCUGGUGCAGCAGAUGCUGGAUGACUUUGGGCCACAGCGCUACAUUGCCAACCUGGGCCAUGGACUUUACCCUGACAUGGACCCAGAACACGUCGGGGCCUUUGUGGAUGCUGUGCAUAGACACUCACGUCUGCUUCGACAGAACUGAGCAUACACUUUUCCCUCAACUACCACUAACAAAGAUGAUUGAUUGUUUCCAGGAGAAUAAAAGUUGCAGAGUUGGAAUCUAA